CGAAAAAUCAAACACCACAACAAAGCCGACGACUUUGAAAUUAAAAAAUAAAAGCAAAAAGCAGCAAAAAAGCCCUAAUCUUUAUCAUACCCGCUUCAAUUCAAUUCUUCUAGUCGCCGUUACUGCAAUUCAGGAAUGUGGAUAUGUGUGGUAAGUGGAACAAAAACGGGUACGAGGAAAACUACCUGUGGUGAAAUACACAAGGUAUCUAUGUUCCUGUACCACGAUAUGGAACAAUGUACACACUUCGCGGAAGGCAGGACAACAUGAAUUCAGUCGUAACCUUUUUGGCUCAAGCCAAAUGAUUAAUACAUCAAAAUGAGCCGUCCUCAGGAACCACAGCGACCAUCCUUCCCCUUUGGAAACCCAUUUCGCAAUAUAUUACCUAAGGGAUCAUAUCUCUCCCCGAGGUUGCUUGCUCUUGUAAAUAAAUUUGAGGAAACCUUGGCAGAGAGACUUAGAAAGCUUACACCAAAGGACAGAGAAGAUGUCUUGACCUUAUCUUGGAUGAGAUGUGCAAUGGAGUCGCUUUGCGAUAUUCAUGCUGACAUAAAAGCGUUAAUAACUGCCCUUGAACUUCCUGUAUCUGUCUGGGAUGACAAAUGGAUUGAUGUAUACUUGGACAAUAGUGUUAAGCUCCUUGAUAUAUGCAUUGGAUUUUCGGCGGAGCUUUCACGGCUCAACCAAAGCCACCUCUUCCUCAGAUGUGUCUUGCACAACUUUGAUUCUAUGCCUUCUGACCAAUUUAUUCGUACACGUUCUUCACUUGAUGGCUGGAAACAGCACAUUACUUCAAAGAAUUUAAGAACUGAGAAUUGCUUUACUAUCUUGGAUAAUCUUGUCGCAACACUUGACGAACCGAAAGUUAAAAACUCAUCCAAAGGGAAAGUAUUGAUGCGAGCCAUGUAUGGUGUUAAGGUAGUUACUGUAUUUGUCUGCAGAAUAUUUGCUGCUGCCUUUUCAGGUUCUGGGACAAAGCUGAUGGAUUUACAGGUUCCGGAAAAGUACUUGUGGGCAGAGGCUUAUACAGGUUUGCAGGCUUUUGUCAAUGUAGAAGUAAGAAAUUCAUGUAUCUCUGGCCGUGUUACUGCAUUGAAAGAACUUCAGGCAGUUGAUAUAAUUGUCAAAAAGAUGUACCCCCUAGUUGAAGAUGGUACCAAUUCCAUUGAAUCUGAAGAGUUCAAGGAUUGCAUUUCAGACUUAAGGAAGAGUGCAGCUAAAUUUUCGGAUGGUGUAGAUAUUCUUUUGAAGGAAGUGGAUGGCUUCUUCCAAAUUCUUCUGUCCGGACGUGAUGCCUUGCUUUGUAGCCUCAGAGCAGGCUCUGAUGUUUCUAUCCCUAUGCAGAUGAACAACAUCACUGAACAAGUCGCAAGGUAAAUUUGGGGGUGUAGGUUGGAGGUUCAAUGUAAUCUAGUUAUUAGAAAAGUAUAGUACACAGGGAAGAAUAGAUAUUGUGAAGGUAGUUAGUUGUAUUUCAGAUGUAUUUGCAUACUAAUCUACUGUCAGUUGUAUGUUAAUGGUCUUAAAUGUUUGUCCUAGGCUUUAUCUGUACUUUUGAGUAGGGAUAAAGUAAUUACAAUUGUAUCUUAUAUUUCCCUUUGUUGUUGUUGGCAUUGGAGUAAUGCGAUAUUCUGACACUUGAGGUUUAUUUCAGCUUAUAUUUGCUCUCA
Molecule: messenger RNA, 1670 nt
Organism: Daucus carota subsp. sativus
Lineage: Eukaryota; Viridiplantae; Streptophyta; Magnoliopsida; Apiales; Apiaceae
Product: protein BPS1, chloroplastic
Exons: 3
Coding region: 319-1377 (352 amino acids)
Source: RefSeq, a predicted model, not a curated record